This is a messenger RNA of Protopolystoma xenopodis, 483 nucleotides long. The record is from the annotation of a GenBank genome assembly. Lineage: Eukaryota; Metazoa; Platyhelminthes; Monogenea; Polystomatidea; Polystomatidae.
CGGAGCGGCAAGUUCCAGCCUAGGCGACGUAUCAAUUUGAUUGGCCGCCUUCAAUUAACACAAGAGGUGACCAGCGAAGAGGAAAAUAUGGCAAUCGUCCAGCUUCGUCAGCUGCGUGCUCAGGAGGCAAUCAUCAUGAUCAUGAAGGCGCGCAAACGUCUUUCCAAUCACGAGCUUUACAAGGAGCUUGUUGAUCUUUUACGUUAUCAGUUUAUGCCGUCAAAGCGUCUAAUCAAGGAGGUGAUCGAGUGGCUGAUUGAACAUCGCUACAUGCAGCGAGAUGAGACCGAUAUGAACUGGCCUCGUCUAAUGUCGUAUUUCUUUUCUCUUUCUGUCCUAUCAAUCCUCCUAUUCUUGUCCUUAUUUAAUCUUUGUAUCCUGAAAGCCUACUUCGGACAAUUGCGUUUCGGCUAUUCUUUCCCCUUGCUUCUACUCGCCGCCUUUCUCCUGUCUUCACUUCCUGAGUUGUCCGAGAGCAAGUAA